Erpetoichthys calabaricus (reedfish) is the source of this 941-nucleotide messenger RNA. Its product is annotated as endonuclease domain-containing 1 protein-like. Bases 3 to 941 code for a protein of 312 amino acids. Gene Ontology annotation, molecular function: nucleic acid binding; metal ion binding; hydrolase activity. The record is from RefSeq and is a predicted model, not a curated record. NCBI's taxonomy places the organism in Eukaryota, Metazoa, Chordata, Cladistia, Polypteriformes, Polypteridae. The transcript has 2 exons.
UGAUGCACCCCAUGGAGAUGAUGGUGAUGAUGAAGCUUCUCCCAGUCCUGUGUGCUGUGGUGCCCUCAGUUACCUUCUGGCUCGUGGAAGCAGAAGUUGUUAAAGUUGACUCUUUCAAGAACACUCAGUGUAAGGAGUUCUUCUACAAGGACAAGGAGCCAUCUGGCAUUGAGGACUCCAGUUACACCAGGAUCUGCCAGCACUACCGCGGCCAGGCUUACUUCGCAUCGCUCUACGACAAGAGCAGGCGCAUCCCGUUGUACUCGGCCAGCAAGUUCAAGUUCAGCAUCACGAAUGAAAAAUGCAAGAAAGGCAAAAUUGACUCCAAGUGGAAGUACGAGCCACAGCUGGCUGAUCCAAGUAAACACGGUGACAUGUUGGACAUCGAUGACAAUGUGAAAAAGGACACAAAAAUUAAAGAAAGCCAACCAGUAGAGAUCGAGUACUACAACCACACGUACUACAACACAAAGUACACCAGAGUGUAUUUAACUCCCCCAGAAUACCAGACGAGCACCUGCAGCCAAAGUGCGACCUACACUCUGACCAACGCGCCACCUAUCCCCGCCGACUUUGAGACCACAUGGGCGGACAUCAUUAAAGGGAUCAAGAUGGAGUUAAAUGAAAGCUGCUAUUUGGUCCAUGGAGCCAUUCCCUACAAGGAAGGCAAGUGGAUUCCAGACAAGAAACACGAGCGAGUGGCUGUCCCAGAGCUCAUAUGGAUGGCCUACUGCUGCCCGGGUAUCCAGAAAGUGUUUCUCGGCCACAGUGAUGGUGAGGAAACAAUCAACUUUGAAGUGGCCAACAAGACGUUAAAGUUGAAACGCAGAGAAGUAAUUGAGAUUCUACUGCCGGAGCUGACUGCCAUCCUGCAAACUAAUUUGAAUUUCAUGGUCGGGAUUUUCAAAAAUGACUGUAAAAAGAGUGAGGGGUGGGUGUAG